CUUACUCUCCAUUGGGCUCAUCCGUUGCUUGGUGGGGGAUGAAAGACAAAGAAAGGGAUCAGGGGGCUUUAUGAUCGGAGAAAGGGAAGGGGCGUGGUUGGUGUGUCACUGGGUCGGUGGGGGAACCCUAGGAAGGGGGGGGACGACCCGCCGAAUUCACAUCAGAAAUCGCCAACAUGAACACAAACGAAAUCUUGAAUUGCGUAUAGAAACAAAACGAACCACUUCUAUUCUCGGAGCUGAGGUAUAUGAAGAAUGGCUUUUUGGUCCCUUUCGUCCAGUGGUUAGGACAUCGUCUUUUCAUGUCGAAGACACGGGUUCGAUUCCCGUAAGGGAUAGGUACUCAUUCCCGGCCGGCGGUCUCAUUGCUGAGUGAUCGCUCGCUAUCUGGCUGGAAAAGGUGGUCCGGAAGCUUCCUCUCUCCCAGCAAGCAAGACGAGAUCUAGGUUGGGUUAGGUCUCUCAGUAAUGGACUUCCUUGAAUUCUUCCUUAGCCUUAGAUGUCCUUUCAUAGAUUCUCGAACCUCCGACAGAAAGAAUCUCCAUGCAUGCGUUCUUUCUCUCCUCCCCUCAGCCACACAUCUCUUUCGUUUGCCUGCUUUUGGCCGUUUUUGUUAGGCAUUGAACCCCACCUUAGGUGCUGAGUGGUGUCCUCCCCUCCCUAAUACCUAAUACAUAGUUCCGUCUAUGGAGCCUAAAGCUUCAACCAUGGCAUGGCAGUAAGCAGUAAGUUGGCCCAGUCUCUCGCCGCCUUCUUCUGUGGCCAAGUGGAAGCGGGCCUACCACCUUUCUUUUUCAAGGUUGAGCUUGUUCAAUUGAAGCUAAUGCUGUGCCCUUGUUCAAGAGAAAGCGAGGACUUUCUUUUAGCUACCGGCCCAAACAAAAGAGAUUAGCCUCUUGAUCGAUCGAUUGAUUAGAUCGAAGGGUUGGUGUGGCCGGUACAAGGGGGGGUUGAUUGAAGUGUGAGAUCAGACAGACCGAGCAAGACGCUGCUGCAGGAUUGGACGUCUAUCUAUCUCACCACGUCAAUGACGGCGGAAGGAAUGCCCUUCUUUCUUACGGCUCGUUACCGCAGCGCUCGUUCACUCCAAGUGUAGUGUCUUUUUCAACCAGUAGUGUAUCAGCUCUGGCAUUAUUGAACGAAAGAGAUGCCGGGUCGGUCAAUUGCAUUAGGUAGGAGAUGCAGGACCUGUCAACACCGCAAGUGCAUUCGCUAUUCGAUUCCAUCCUCGAUCCCACCUACCGUAUGUAUCUUCGGUCGGUAUACUUUCUUCUCUAUGUCGCCGUCUCAUCAAUGAGCGUAGAUUGAUAGAGAUGGCUUUUGUGCUGGUCAAUCUGUAUCCCAUUCUUCUGGUAUAGUUUUGUUGGAUCAAAGAUCGGCAGGUGAUCCGUCCUUUCUCCUCUGCCGUGGUUCAUGCAUUCUUCCUUCCACUUACUUGAAUCAAGUUCCAAGGGUGGUCUACGAUCAGCUAGCGCUCAUCCGUUGCUUGUUCGCUCUGGAGUUGCUUGUUCCUUUCGGGCCAUCCGGUUAUUCAUUCUCCACGACUGAAGUGGUUGGUCCACCAGUGACUUUCCAUCUGCAUUAUCUGCUGUCGAGCUAGGUGGUACGGCUGGGCGCUACGUAAAGUCUAAGAGCAGGGCGGGUUACUAAAGUGACAACGCAAGGCUGCUGCUUCAGAGAAUCUUUCAAUAGACAGAGCUUAGUAGAGUGUUGAAGGGUUUGAUAAAACUUUGGCAUUUUCCUUUCUUUUGUAAGGAGCAGGACAGGAUCGGACCAACCCAACCGGCGAUUUCCGACAAGUCUUUCUGAAUUUUUAGAGCAUGAAGCGGAACUACAAGAAAGCUUUCUUUAUCUUUAUGGAUAACCAAUCCAUUUUCAAAUAUAGUUGGGAAACUACCCCCAAGAGACCGUCGUUCGGUCUAACGGCUUCCAUUUUUGGUCAAAUCCUACUAUUUUGAUUUAGCAAUGACCGCCUCUUUUUGGACGAUAGGGCGCGAGCGGCGAAUCUCUUGGUUUCCGUUUUUAACAAAGAAACGGACCAGGGCCUAAUUAUCAUAUAUUCGGGGGUCUCCAACGUGUUGGAGGAGGCCGAAAGAUUUUAAGAUUAUUUAAUAUAGCAGUUCGUGGAGUUUCUGCUGAAUGCAACUCAGGAACCUCUGCGGACUAUAUCCCUUGAACUUCUAUAUCAUUUUUUUGCCAAGUUAAUCAAAGAUUUGGAAAUGGAGGGUUUCGCUUCUGUGCACUAUCAAAUGUUUAUGAAACAUUUGCUUUCUUUCGAAAGUUAUAACAUUUGAAUUUCUCUUACAUUCCACGUUCCCGAAACGGAUCCUAUCAAAUAUUUCACAUUUUCUAUGAUCAUCUCUAUUUCAGGUAUUCGGGGAAUCCUCCUUAAUAGACGAAAUAUUCCUAUUAUGUCAAUGCCAAUUGAAUCAAUGUUAUUAGCUGUGAAUUCGAACUUUUUGGUAUUUUCAGUUUCUUCGGAUGAUAUGAUGGGUCAAUCAUUUGCUUCAUUGGUUCCAACGGUGGCAGCUGCGGAAUCAGCUAUUGGGUCAGCCAUUUUCGUUAUUACUUUCCGAGUCCGAGGGACUAUUGCUGUAGAAUCUAUUAAUAGCAUUCAAGGGGCAGGGCCUUUCUCGCUGGGCGAAUUGAGUUCCACGGAUAUGCAGGAUAGAAAGAUGCUAUUUGCUGCUAUUCCAUCUAUUUGUGCAUCAAGUUCGAAGAAGAUCUCAAUCUAUAAUGAAGAAAUGAUAGUAGCUCGUCGUUUUAUAGGCUUUAUCAUAUUCAGUCGGAAGAGUUUAGGUAAUACUUUAAAAGUGACUCUCGACGGGAGAAUCCAGGCUAUUCAGGAAGAAUCGCAGCAAUUCCCCAAUCCUAACGAAGUAGUUCCUCCGGAAUCCAAUGAACAACAACGAUUACUUAGGAUCAGCUUGCGAAUUUGUGGCACCGUAGUAGAAUCAUUACCAACGGCACGCUGUGCGCCUAAGUGCGAAAAGACAGUGCAAGCUUUGUUAUGCCGAAACCUAAAUGUUAAGUCAGCAACACUUCCAAAUGCCACUUCUUCCCGUCGCAUCCGUCUUCAGGACGAUAUAGUCACAGGUUUUCACUUCUCAGUGAGUGAAAGAUUUGUCCCCGGGUGUACGUUGAAAGCUUCUAUCGUAGAACUAAUUCGAGAGGGCUUGGUGGUCUUAAGAAUGGUUCGGGUGGGGGGUUCUCUUAAGAAUAAAGAAGACGAAUAGAAUCUAAUUCAUGUUCAUGCUAACAGAAGAGCGGAUCCAAUACCAAGACGACUUCUUUCUCAGGAAGUGCAGCAAGUACUUGAGGAAUUGGGGGAUGUCAUGCCCCACGAGUUAGUUGCCAAGUGCCCCCUAGGAGGGCAGUCUACCACAAGAUCGAGUUGGAGUCUGGAGCCAAACCCCCUGCAUUGGCUGGGUUUUGCAGAUGGCCCCAGCAAAGAAGAAACUCCAUGAGCGCCCUAGCUGAUUGUAAAUCGGGGCGCAGGAGAUGAAAUCCGGCCUUACUCGUUUAGGGCGACCCCCCUUUACUAAACCAAAUAAGGGCGCUAGCUUUAGCUAGCGCGCCCAGCAAGCGGAGGGUGGUCGUAGAUCACAAGCAAUCCUUCCGCGCACGUUAGCACGCGCCUGAGCGCUAGCUGAUCGUAGACCAAGUGCUUGGUUGCAUGGGGCGCGUUAGCACACGCAGUAGUU
Telopea speciosissima is the source of this 3704-nucleotide messenger RNA. Its product is annotated as ATP synthase protein MI25-like. Lineage: Eukaryota; Viridiplantae; Streptophyta; Magnoliopsida; Proteales; Proteaceae. The record is from RefSeq and is a predicted model, not a curated record. Bases 2352 to 3236 code for a protein of 294 amino acids. Gene Ontology annotation, molecular function: proton transmembrane transporter activity. Gene Ontology annotation, biological process: proton motive force-driven ATP synthesis. The transcript has 3 exons.